AUGUAUGAAAGGCUUUCUAAAUUCGGCAACUUUCCUGAAAUAUGGCACGUUGGCGAUGGGGCCCACUUGGAAUCUCCUGUGGACGAGACCAUCGUGAACAAACAUGUAGGCCAUGCCGAACACCGUAAUACCGAGACCCUGCACCAAUUGGCGGCGGUUCGUAUCGCCAAAGCAGAGUCCAGGAAUAAGGCCUUUAUGGAAAAAUCCGUAGGAAAGAAGGGCAAUGGCUGGGACAGCAUUAAUUAUUGCAAAAACAUCGUUCAGCUCGAAAGGUCCUUCUCUCGGUCUAUGAAACAUGUUUGUUGGAGAUUUUCUUCGACUUGCCAAGCAAAACUACCUCGUGCAUGUGCCAUAAUGAAGCGUGCCAUAGAGCUUUGUGUGCCCAUCUUGCCCAGUAUUCCAUUCCCACCUGAAAUUCAUUCAGUGGUUCUCUCUGAUCUCUUCCUCGUCGCCCGCUCCACCGCGCGCGCCGCCGCGCUUUCCACCGCCGGAUCUGGAAUUCCGGCGGACUGCGCUCCGCCGCUCGAUUCCCCGCUAUCCAUCACCAUACGUACGGUCAGACUAUGUUUUUUCCUCAAAAUCCGGCCGAAUUUCAGGGCGGAGGGGGUGAGCAGCAGAGCCGAUGGCGCGGCCAGCGAGGUGGUCGGUUUUAGGUGGAUCGGCGGCGCUCGAUUGAAGUUGGCGGAGGCUGUGGAGGUGGUGGAGAUGGAUAGUCUGGCCGCCAUGGACGGUGGUCGUUGGUGGUCGGAGUUGAUUGCGAUUGAGGGAUUUAGAGUGGAAAAGAGGAGAAACGGACGCAGGCCACACCAACACAUGUGA
Striga asiatica is the source of this 819-nucleotide messenger RNA. NCBI's taxonomy places the organism in Eukaryota, Viridiplantae, Streptophyta, Magnoliopsida, Lamiales, Orobanchaceae. The record is from the annotation of a GenBank genome assembly.